UUGGCCUCGUUUCUUUAUUUGUCCGAUGAUUACAUCCGAUUCACCCUCAAGCAGACAAGAAAACAGCAGAGAUCGAAAUGCAGGAAAUCAUCAAACCACAUUAAAUGUCCCCUCUUUUAAAGAUGCCAUUGUCCAGCCUUUGUCAGAUGUCAUUCUGUUUUAUUUUCAGAGCGGCGCGUCAGCCUUCAAAGAUGUCAUCUGUGCUCAAAAAUACAAGCCUUUCAAAAGCAAAGCCCAAUAAGGCAGAAACAAGUGUGCAAAGCUCUUACUGGAAUAAGAUGCAGGAUCUUAAAACUGAUGACAUAAUUAGAAAGGACUAAACAACAAAGGCCAGUGGGGUAAAAUCAGAUUUACAUUGACUAACAGAAAGUUUAUAGUGCUCCUGAGCCAUGCAGCGAAAGACACCCAGAGAUAUUUCAUGUGUAAUCUGAAACGUCAGCUUGCACAGCUUCUGGUGCUACCAGUGUGACUGGACGGCGUCAUGGACCUACACCCCCUUCUUUGGCCUGUGUGACACCCCUCACAGUGUGCCAACAAUCCCUCUCAUCACAGAUCCAUGUGGUGGCGGAGUAUGUGUUGGGUGGGGCUGGACAUAGGGCUGUGUUCAAGUCAAAGCCAGUGUACCGUCAGAUUGGGAUAUAUUUAAUUGUCUUAAUCUAGAAACACAAUGGACAGAGAAGUUGGUCUGGAUCAUGCGGAGACCUUUUCCUUUGUAAACCCCUGGAUCAGAUACUUCCUCUUCUUCUUCAGCUUCUUAUUUUGGGUUUUCUCAUUGCUGAUCGUUGGAAUCGGGGUGUAUGCUAAAGUCCAAAAAGCUACAGACACCGUGCGGGACACGUUCCUGAUCGACCCAGCCGUCAUCCUAAUUGUGGUGGGGGUGGUCAUGUUCUUCAUCACUUUCUGCGGCUGCAUCGGCGCCCUCAGAGAGAACAUUCACCUCCUCAAGACAUUUUCCUUCUGCCUGACGCUCGUCUUCCUCACUCAGCUGGCUAUAGCAGUCCUCGGUUUCUUUUACUCUGAUCAGACGCGGGAUGCUUUGGGGAAGUUUGCGAGGAAAGCUAUCGUGCACUACAGGGACGACUUGGAUCUGCAGAACUUUAUGGAUUACAUCCAGAAAGAGUUUAAAUGCUGUGGGUGGAACAACUACACCGACUGGUCCUGGAACCUCUACUUUAAUUGUACAAAUGAAAACCCGAGCUCUGAGCGCUGUGCGGUGCCGUACUCCUGCUGCACUCCCAUUCCUGGAGAGGCAGUGAUCAACACCAUGUGUGGUUUUGGAGUUCAAAACCAAAACUACCAGGAUGCAAACAAGUCAAUCUACUCGGUAGGCUGUGCAGACGGAGCAGUGAUGUGGGUCGAGUCUCAUCUGUUGCUGGUGGGGGCUCUCACCUUGGGUCUGGCGUUGCCUCAGAUCGCCGGCGUUGUGCUGUCCCAAAUCCUGAUCUCUCAAAUCCAAAACGAGAUUACCGCGGCGCUUUGAGGGUGGAGGUGGUGAAUGGAAGAAAACCACCGGCAGUUCUCCGACUAGUGCAAAUACAUCAAGAGUGCAUAUCCUUUUCUUCCUGUGCCGCUGCCUUUGACAAUUGUUGAUGCACUUCACUGUGGUGUAUGUUCUGUUUUAUACUGAUAGAAACAUGUAAAUGUGUACUGAAAUGUGAAUAAAAUACAUUUAUGCCUCAUUCCAAA
This is a messenger RNA of Nothobranchius furzeri (turquoise killifish), 1686 nucleotides long. It is a transcript of the gene tspan33b, whose product is annotated as tetraspanin 33b. Gene Ontology annotation, cellular component: plasma membrane. Lineage: Eukaryota; Metazoa; Chordata; Actinopteri; Cyprinodontiformes; Nothobranchiidae. The record is from RefSeq and is a predicted model, not a curated record.